AUGAUGAGCCGUGCUCGAUCGUCUUUGUUCCUAGCACCAAAUCUUUCCUCCCUACGGACUGAACUUUCAUCUCAGGAAAGAACAGGAGGAGCCAAGAAAGAAGAGAAUCCUUACUCCAGCAUCAUAGGCGGUAUUUAUUCUGAGAUAAACAUAAGGGUCUUCUCCUAUGCUGAGUUAAGAUCUGCCACAGACAACUUCAACCGAACGAACAAAGUAGGUCGAGGUGGCUUCGGUACAGUUUAUAAGGGAACCAUUCGAAAUGGGCGAGAGGUCGCGGUAAAAGUUCUUUCUGCUGAAUCCAGUCAGGGCAUCAGAGAAUUCUUGACAGAAAUUGAUGUCAUUACUAACGUGAAGCAUCCCAACCUUGUUGAAUUAAUUGGCUGUUGCGUUGAAGGAAACAACAGGAUUUUGGUAUAUGAAUAUCUUAAAAACAGCAGUCUUGACCGUGCACUGUUGGGUUCUAACAGUGAGCCCGCUGACUUCACCUGGAGCAUAAGAUCUGCUAUAUGCCUUGGAGUUGCUCGAGGCCUUGCUUACCUGCAUGAAGAGAUCGCAUCACCAAUUGUACACAGAGACAUCAAGGCUAGCAAUAUACUACUUGACAAAAAUUACGUCCCCAAGAUCGGGGAUUUUGGUCUGGCCAAGCUAUUUCCUGAUAAUGUCACCCAUAUCAGCACCCGAGUAGCUGGAACAACAGGCUACCUUGCACCUGAAUAUGCAUGGCAUGGCCAGCUAACCAAGAAAGCGGAUAUAUACAGUUUUGGUAUCCUUGUCCUGGAGAUAGUGAGUGGCACAAGUAGUUCCAGGAGCAUACUGAUGGAUGACAAGGUUCUCCUAGAGAAGCCUAACUCUGAACAUUCACAGCAGACAUGGGAGCUAUAUGAAGCAAAGAGGCUCAAGGAACUGGUGGAUCCAGCCCUUGUAGAUUACCCUGAGGAAGAAGUCAUCAGGUACAUCAAGGUGGCCCUCUUCUGCUUACAGGCGGCCGCCGCUCGCAGGCCGACGAUGUCCCAGGUUGUGACCAUGCUGUCCAAGCCCAUCCGGAUCAACGAGAGCGAGCUGACGGCGCCAGGUUACCUCCACGAGAACAGCAGGAGGAGCCCCGGGUCCGAGGCCACCGUUUCCAGCAACUACAGGUUCAAGAACUCGGCGUCCGAGGAUUCCAACAUGUUCAGCACGGUUGUGCCACCAACGGUGACUGAGAUGAGCCCCAGGUGA
This is a messenger RNA of Miscanthus lutarioriparius, 1218 nucleotides long. NCBI's taxonomy places the organism in Eukaryota, Viridiplantae, Streptophyta, Magnoliopsida, Poales, Poaceae. The record is from the annotation of a GenBank genome assembly.